AUGGGCGUCCCCGGCCGAUUGCCCUUCUCCAAACGACGACUCCGACCACGGGUCGUCAUUUCAUACAUCCUCGACUACGUGAUCAUUGUCGCCUGCGUGGUCGGCUUUUGGAUUUUAGACUCGAUCGAACCGUUCCACCAACAUUUCUCCCUGCAGAACAUCUCCUUGCAAUACCCCUAUGCCGUUCACGAACGAAUCCCCAUCUACCUCGCCCUAUGCAUCUCGGGCGCCUUUCCCCUCGUGCUCAUUGUCGUCUACACCCUCUUCAUCGAUGGCCUCUUCUCCCACAAGAAGCCGCAAGACCCCGUCUCGGGGAAGCGUCGCAUGCGGGGUCCCUGGCGGUGGAAGGACCGCCUGUGGGAGAUGAACUGCGGGAUCUUGGGUCUUCUUCUGUCGCAGGGAAUGGCCUUUGUGAUCACCCAGGUUCUCAAAAAUGCCUGUGGUAAACCUCGCCCGGACUUGAUUGAUCGCUGUCAGCCUCGCCCGGGCAGCCACGAUCUCCUGGUGUAUGGCUUGUCUAAUUCCACCAUUUGCACUGGAGAUCCCAAGAUUAUCAAAGAUGGAUUCCGGUCGUGGCCAUCAGCUUCUUUUGCCGGACUGUUCUACACCGCGCUUUGGUUAGGCGGCAAGCUUCACAUCAUGGACAACCGCGGCGAGGUCUGGAAAAGCUUCCUCGUUGUUAUCCCCAUCGUUGCUGCCACCCUGAUUGCUGUCUCCCGCAUCAUGGAUGCCCGUCAUCACCCCUUUGACGUGAUCACGGGUUCCCUGCUGGGCGUUGUCUGUGCUACCGUCGCCUAUCGCCAGUAUUUCCCUCCACUCAGCGAGGCCUGGCGCAAGGGUCGGGCAUAUCCCAUCCGAACCUGGGGCACGGAACCGGCCCACCCGGCGGAUAACGGGAUGAGCGAUUUUGUCAGUGACAGUACCUCAGCUCUCCGUCAUCCCGAACAAGAUCGAUUGAGUAGCACGCAUGGACUGGAGCAGCGUGCCUCUCCCCCAAGUCGCCCCCUGCCCUCUGGUGCUUCGGGAUACACAGCCGCAGGUCCUCCAUUUGCCUCUCAGGCCUAUGCUCGCCGUCCCCACGAUCAGGAUCCUGACGGGAACUGGUCAUCGAGCGAAGAUGACGUGGGCAAUGGGUAUGAGAUGCAGCAUGGCUAUGCGAUGACUCAAAAUCCGGGGAUGACCCAUGCCUACUCCCCUGCUCCGGCAGUGGAUACCACAUAUCAGUCCCAAAUGGCAGCGGCUGGGCUUACGGCACCCAAUACAUUGCAGGGUGCCGGCCAUUCACCCGGUCAGGGUCGGCCCUUGACUGAUGCGCCAUUGCGGGACGUGUAA
Molecule: messenger RNA, 1332 nt
Organism: Penicillium oxalicum
Lineage: Eukaryota; Fungi; Ascomycota; Eurotiomycetes; Eurotiales; Aspergillaceae
Product: phosphatase PAP2 family protein
Exons: 4
Coding region: 1-1332 (443 amino acids)
Biological process (GO): phospholipid metabolic process
Molecular function (GO): phosphatidate phosphatase activity
Source: RefSeq, a predicted model, not a curated record